Messenger RNA from Neltuma alba, 426 nucleotides. Its product is annotated as extensin-like. The coding region runs from base 1 to 426 and encodes 141 amino acids. The transcript has 2 exons. NCBI's taxonomy places the organism in Eukaryota, Viridiplantae, Streptophyta, Magnoliopsida, Fabales, Fabaceae. The record is from RefSeq and is a predicted model, not a curated record.
AUGGGCUCUCAAGAAUCCAACAAACAGCAGAAGCAACUCCUAUUGUUGGAGUUAAAGAAACAUGGAAACCCUAAUGGCUUCUGCUACUCUCACUCUGUUGUUGCUGCUUGUGUCUCUAAGCAUCUUGCCAUCGAAACCUCUGCAGAUUAUGUUUACCCAUUUCCUCCUCCUCCAAUGAAAAAACCCUAUUACAAGUAUCCUUCUUCUCCACCACUUACGAAGAAGCCCUACAUGUACCCGUCUCCUCCUCCACCACCACCGAAGAAACACCAUGUGUACCCGUCAUCUCCUCCACUGAAAAAGCACUAUGUGUACCCGUCGCCUCCUCCACCGCCAAAGAAACACUAUGAUUACAAGUCUCCUCCUCCACCGAAAAAAACACUAUGUGUACCUGUCGCCUCCUCCGCCACCCAAAAAACACUAUGA